ACGCCCAGUGUGCUCCUUGUGCUUUGCUUUGCCCCAGUCUUCAAGUUAGGUGAAUACAAAUUGUCUAGCAUGCGGCGUUACUUACAUAGGUAGAUUUCCAACACGGAGAACCCAUUGUUAGUGGUGUUUUACCUGGUUUGCAUUUUUUUUUUAAAUCGUAUUUUAUUUUUAAACCACGGAGUCGUUGUCAAUAAGGCCGCGAAUGGGGUGUUGUUGCUGGGAGACCAUUCUGACUCUCCUCCCCUGCUAGCACCAUUAGCUGGGUCUGGCUACGAUGUGCGGCUGGCGGCGGAGUGUUUUCUACGCAGAGGCCCACUGGGAAGCGAGGCGGGUUCUCGGUUGAUUAUUUACUCCGCUUGGAUCGAAGGGCGACUUGGAUAUACACGUUUUAAGGAUGGCUGUUGAUUUGUGUGCGGGGGACAGUAUGAGGAGGAAAGUGGACUUGACCGGGUCCACGGAAGGCAGUAUGGAUGUCAUACCCUUGGAGAUGUAUGACUCUGCGAGAGCCAAAAUAGCUGCCAACUUGCAGUGGCUAUUUGCUAAAGCCUACGGCAUUGACCAUAUACCUGAGGACUUAAGGGACCCCUUCUACACAGACCAGUAUGACCAGGAACACAUCAAACCACCAGUCAUCCGGCUGCUGCUGUCCUCUGAGCUUUACUGCCGAGUCUGCGCCCUCAUCCUCAAGACUGAGCAGGCCGCAUCCCUCCAGUCACACCACUCUGUCAUUCAGUCUCUGGACAGGAAGGGCAUUUAUGUAGUGGAGAGCGACAACACAGCCGUCACAGAGGAGGACCUGGCUGGUAUGCCCAUUAAAAUGAGUGCCCACAUACCCAUGAUUGAUGCCCUUAUGAUGGCCUACACAGUGGAGAUGAUCAGCAUUGAGAAAGUAGUCGCCUCUGUGGAGCGCUUCUCUACCUUUAAUCCUUCCAAGGAGCUUCCCUUUGACUUGGAGGACGCCAUGGUUUUCUGGAUCAACAAGGUGAACACGAAGAUGAGGGAUAUUAGCGAAAAGGAGCACAAAGUCAAGCACCAUCUUCUGGAAUCGCCCAGUCACCAAAAGGUACGGUAUCGACGGGAGCAUGCGUCUGGCCGCCAUCUGCCUUUCUUUCCACUGCUGGAAGAUUUGAUGAGAGAUGUCUGUGAUGGAGCUGCGUUGCUCGCGGUUGUCCACUACUACUGCCCAGACCUCAUGAAGCUGGAGGAUAUUUGCCUGAAGGAAGUUCCCUCCAUGGCCGAUAGCCUGUACAACAUCCAGCUGCUCAGAGAGUUUGCUAAUGAGUAUCUAAAUAAAAGUUUCUAUCUGACAACAGAAGACAUACUCUACUCACCUCUUGUGCUUAAGCACAAUGUGAUUGUUUUCAUUGCUGAACUCUUCUGGUGGUUUGAGACUGUCAAGCCAGAAUUUGUCCUGCCCAGGGAUCUACAAGAGUCGAAGGAUGCUCGAGCCAUUGCUCAGCCAAAGAGUUCUCGUCCAUCAGUGCCCAUCUCCAACGCCACCAAGCGGAGCUUCCUGGCCAGUCCUGGUGUGUCGGAAAACCAGAGCGGCCCAGAAAUCUGUAGCAGUAGAGGUGGUCCAUCAUUCAGUCCUUCCCACCCACUCUUGCCUUUACGCCAGAGGCAACAGAAGCCUCAAGGAGAUGAUUGUGCAGGUCUAAGGAACCGCUCGAAUUCCUUGACCCAGAUGGACAGACAGGCCCGAGGUUCUGUUAUCGCUUGGCCCGACAAGAGACAGAGGCCUGUGUCCACGCUGAGCCCCUUCAUGUGCCAUUCAGCUGCAGACAGUGAUGCAGAUGUUGCUUCCGGCGACAGUGUCAGCCUGGCCCGCUCAAUAAGUAAAGACAGCCUGGCGUCCAAUGUCAUCAACGUAACUCCGAAACACCAGACUUCAGUUCACCAACCCACGCUAACCCAGAUGCGCAGAGUCAAUGGUCAUGGCCUCUUGGCAAAAGUCAACCUGGAUUACGAGGAAGAAUCUCUGGUGGCAGUGGCCAAGACAGAGCUUGCCGCCGUCUGCAAAAAUGACGGGAGCCAAGCGUCUGCCGCUGUGGAACCAGAGUCAAAGUCCAAACCUGCACCCGAUGGCUUUUACUUAGAACCGCUGAUGCCUGCUGUGCUGAAACCAGCUAAAGAGAAGUCUGUAUGCCUGAACAAGGAGGAGGAGAGUGGAGAGGCGCUCCGGUCCUCUGGAAGUGGCUUCUUACACAGGGGAGAUGGAUCAUCUCCUGCUGUUCAUAAGAAAGCCGCCAUCAGCCUGAACAAAACAUUUAUCUGUGCAGGUGAGGAGCCUGACUCAUCAGACAAGCCUCUUCAGGCUCAGGCAGGUUUCAGACCCAUUGCCACCACCAGCGUAGACCCCUCAUCAAAAGAGCCCAGUGGAGGGUUCUACCUGCAUUCAGAUUCCGAGGAGACAAAGCCUUGCCCAAGCUUUGAUGCAGACCUUGAUGACGAGGACGAUGAUUUGGAUGAGGCUGUUACCACAAAAGAGCUAGCUUGGCCUAGGAAAAGCUUUAUUGAGGAUGAUGAAGAGGAAUCAGCUAAACUCCAGGAGGACAUGAAUGUCAAAGAGCACGAGGACAAAGACAUUAACGGCUGCAGCGGUCGCUCCAGCCCCUGCCUUAGCGCUUACUCGCAAGCCAGCAGCAUGGCCAGCGGAAGUGUGCGUAUGACCUCGUUUGCGGAGCGUAAAGCCCAGCAGCAGCGCUUCGGCAGUAACCACGACCUGCGCUCCAGUGCUUCCAGCUCGCAAAGGACCACUCCAGAUGGAUCAGAGAGCAGUGGGCCCCUGGCCUCCUCCUGGAGGCUCAAAAGAGAUCAGAGUCCCUCGUCACCCUUGGGAGGUUGCAAUCGUGCUGGUGAUGGGAGCGGCGGUGCCAAUGUUCUUGCAUCCGAAAUUGUACAGCUGCGCAUGCAGCUAGAGGAAAAGCGCCGUGCCAUCGAGCAUCAGAAGAAGAAGAUGGAAGUGCUGUCAGCCCGGCAGCGGCAGAAGCUGGGUAAAGCUGCCUUCCUGCAUAUAGUGAAGAAAGGUGGCGGCAAGGGUGCCACGUUGCCCAAUCCACUUAAAGCCGACCCCUCCAAAGACGAGCUCAAUGGAGAAAAAGUCACAUCACCGGCUAAAGACGAUAUGUGUGUUGAUACCCUGAGAGGCAACAUUGAGCUGAAGGGACCCACCCCCUCAGGUGCCCUAGAAGCAGACAAGAAGGGAAGCAAUGGCAGCUUCUACCAAGAAGAAGAGUUGGACCUCAAUGAGUGCAACCGAUCCAUCGAGCUGCUGCAUGAAGCCAUUGGCAGCAUUCAGCAGCAGAUGAUGCAACUGUCCCUUCAGCAGGAGAUGAUGAUGAAGCAGAAUGUACUCUCCCCUCCCGGUGCUACUCAUCAGGCCCUCACAACUGACAAAAACAGUGAGUCUAAAGCCGAAGCCACUUCUAACUACGUGGAGCACCACUCCACAGGCACCGCCCCCACGAGGAAACCUCCCAAACUGAGCUCAGGCCGAAGCGCCAGAUCCAAACCGUCAGACUUAAAGACGAGCAAGGAGCAAAGUCGGCACGUCUCCAGGACCCUGACCCCUUCCCAGGGUGGGACAGACACACAAACGCAUCCAAGGCAAUCAGCUGGGGGCAGGUCCCCCAGGAACGAGCAUCCCGACCCACACGGCCUCAGAAACCCUCCAGCAGGAGAGACCACAAACAAAACGGCCUCUAGCCUAGCUCAAAACACCACCUUUAGGCUUCAUGACGAUGCAAACGUGCGACUACCGACCAGAGUGGACCUGAAUGCGGUGUCUGCUCCUGAAGUGUCUUUUGACGACUGCCUGUCCAGCACCCUGCGAGACUCACAGCUCAACUCCUCAGAUUCGGGCAAAGAGAACGUGCCAUCGGAGGAAGCGCAGCGCAGCAAAGUUCACCUGAUCGAGGUCGAUAUGUCAGCGCUGAAGGACCCCGAGGAGGACGAGGCUUCUGACAGAACCGCAGAUGAAGGAGAUGCAGAGCAGAAGUCAGUCAUGGGCUUCUUCUUCAAGGACGAGCAGAAAGCAGAGGACGAGCUUGCCAAGAAGAGAGCGGCCUUCUUGCUGAAGCAGCAGAAGAAAGCGGAGGAGGCUCGUCUCCGCAAGCAGCAGCUAGAAGCAGAAUCCGAGCUCAAGCGUGACGAGGCCAGGCGGAAGGCUGAGGAGGAUCGCCUGCGCAAGGAGGAUGAGAAGACGCGGAGGGAGCUGAUAAAGCAGGAAUACCUGCGGAGGAAGCAGCAGGAGAUCUUUGAGGAGCAGGGUCUCGUGAAGCCCAAGACUCCCAAACCCAAGCAGAAACACAGACCCAAGACCAUCCUCAGGGAGGAGUCGUCCAGCGACAACGUCUCAAAAUGCUCUUCUUCAACACCCGACAACCUGAGCACGGCUCAGUCAGGAUCCAGUCUGUCGCUGGCCUCCGCUGCCACCAACGAGGCUGACAGCGUCAACUCCGGGGGCGCAGGCUCCAACCGCUGCGACUCGGUGGAGUCGUUCCCCGGAAGUCGUAGCCACACUCGGGCCGCGGAAAGGGACUGGGACAACGGCUCCACCGCGUCGUCCAUCGCGUCCCUGGCUGAGUACACUGGCCCGAAACUUUUCAAGGAGCCAAGUGCCAAAUCAAACAAGCCAAUCAUCCACAACGCCAUCUCACACUGCUGUCUGGCCGGAAAAGUCAACGAGCCGCAGAAGAAUCAGAUCCUUGAGGAGCUGGAGAGGUGCGAGUCCAAUCACAUGAUGAUCCUGUUCCGCGACGGCGGCUGUCAGUUCCGGGCGCUCUACUCUUACUUCCCGGACACGGAGGAGAUCCACAAGCUGACGGGCACGGGGCCCAAGAAUAUCAGCAAGAAGAUGAUCGACAAGCUGUACAAGUACAGCUCGGACCGCAAGCAGUUCACCGUCAUCCCCGCCAAGACCGUGUCGGUCAGCGUGGACGCUCUGACUAUCCACAACCACCUGUGGCAGGCCAAGAGGAGCGCGGCGGCCAAGAAAAGCGCAAAAUAGCAGGCGGGGUUCACUGGACCUCCCCUCGCUCACCCUCCCCUAAUCAUCUAGCGCCAUCUUGCUUUGUUUGCCACAUUUGAUGCUCGCCGGCGUGCACGGUUUUUCCUAGGGUCGGGUCACGGGGACAAGUCGCUUGCAGAACAAGAAAAAUGCCGCCUGGAUCGGCUUCUUUGCUACGUGCGACACGUUCAGGCGCGUGGCUGGUUUACACUACGUAUUCACGGCGAGCUCAGCCGCAGCACUGAAGGAAGAAGGGUCACGGAGGCUUUUUGACACAAUCGCUUCCUGUUUCAUGGUAUCACGGUGGCACUUCUGUCCCACCGGGAAGUACUUAAAAAGAACUUGCUGCUUAGCCUUGUUAACAGGAUCUAGGGAAAUUUUUGGCCUUGAAAACAUCGUGGUCCUUCUUGUCCAACUGCCUUUUAAAAUGCCGCAGAUUGUGUGCGUGUGUAUAGCAAAGGUAAGACACGAACGGUGGUCAUUUUAACUUUUAUUUAUCCAAGCACCCCUUUUUUUUUAUCAGGGGUGUCUAAUGAGGGAGAUUACUGAUCUUUGGUGCAGAUGUUUUUUUUUUUUUUUAAUUAUUAUUAUUAUUAUUUUGGUUGAAUUUUUCUCCUGCAAAGUGGCGUGUUGUCCAGUUUGAGCUAAUGUUGUAUGUUUUGUCAUGACAACAGACCUCCUCUGAUGUGUAGAGCGUAGUUGUGUUGGCUCUCCAGCGGGCCACGUGCAGACAAAAAGGUUCACAUGAACACACACACACACACACACACACACACACACACACACACGUCAUGCAAUGUAAACCACCGAGCGCCGCCAUUAAAGAACAUUCCUCCAAGGUUUUGACACACACUGCCCACGUGGUCUCGUCUAUGUCUACAAGUGCUUCUUCACGCGACGGCAAACCACCACCAGCACUUUACUUUUGUACCAAGCACUAGAGAGGCGAAGAGGUCUCGUACUACUGCGAGUGUUUGUCUUCAUCAAAAAGCAUUGUAUGGGCAUCGGGUCACCAUUUGAGUUACACUGGUCUCCUUUUAUUUUCAUCCUGCUUUUUAUAUUUUUAUCCUUUUGAGCUCAUGCCAUCUAUUUAUUUUGAUACAGUAGCACGCUGAAAUUGAAUUAAA
Molecule: messenger RNA, 6135 nt
Organism: Phycodurus eques (leafy seadragon)
Lineage: Eukaryota; Metazoa; Chordata; Actinopteri; Syngnathiformes; Syngnathidae
Product: calmodulin-regulated spectrin-associated protein 1-B-like
Exons: 18
Coding region: 395-5008 (1537 amino acids)
Biological process (GO): negative regulation of microtubule depolymerization; neuron projection development; cytoplasmic microtubule organization
Cellular component (GO): microtubule minus-end
Molecular function (GO): calmodulin binding; microtubule minus-end binding; spectrin binding
Source: RefSeq, a predicted model, not a curated record